UGCCCGCCCGGGGCCCGCCCGCUCUCGCCGCCUCCCGCCCCCCGCGGCCGGCCGCUCCCCGCCGCCGCCGCCCCGCUCGGCCGCGCCGUGCCGAAAGUGCGGUUGCUAAGGGCGGCGCGGCGCUUUACCCAGCGGCCGCCCCGCGCCAGGCGCCGCCGCAGCCUCCAUUGUUGCGGCCCGGCCCGGGCCCGCCGCAGCCGCCGCCGCCGCCCAUGGAGCCGCCGCCCGCGCCCGCCCGCUGAGCGCGGCCCCCGGGCCGGUGAGCGCGGCCGGAAGGAGGGAAGGGCGGGGAGGGCGGGCGGGCCUGCGCCGGGGCCCGGGGAGGGGGCGGCGGGGCGGGGGGCCCGGCCUGGCCUGGCCUCACCUCAGCCCCCCUCGGUCCCUCGGCCCCCGUCGGCCCCGCUCGGGCGGGCGACGCCAUGGGCGUAGACUUCGACGUGAAGACCUUCUGCCACAACCUGCGGGCCACCAAGCCCCCCUACGAGUGUCCGGUGGGCACCUGCCGCAAGAUCUACAAGAGCUACAGCGGGAUCGAGUACCACCUCUACCACUAUGACCACGACAACCCCCCCCCGCCCCAGCACACUCCCCUGCGCAAGCACAAGAAGAAGGGGCGCCAGGCCCGCGCCGCUGACAAGCAGUCGCCCAGCCCCUCUGAGACCUCCCAGUCGCCGGGCCGCGAGGUGAUGACCUACGCCCAGGCCCAGCGCAUGGUGGAGGUGGACCUGCACGGCCGCGUCCAUCGCAUCAGCAUCUUCGAUAACCUCGACGUGGUGUCCGAGGACGAGGAAGUUCCCGAGGAGGUGCCUGAGAAUGGGAGCAAUAAGGAGAACACGGAGACCCAGAGCGUCCCACCCAAAUCCGGCAAGCACAAGAACAAGGAGAAGCGCAAGGACUCCAACCACCAUCACCACAACGCUUCGGCUGGCACCACCCCCAAGCUCCCCGAGGUGGUGUACCGAGAGCUGGAGCAGGACACCCCCGAUGCCCCACCUCGCCCCACCUCAUACUACAGGUACAUCGAGAAGUCGGCAGAGGAGCUAGAUGAGGAGGUGGAGUACGACAUGGAUGAGGAAGAUUACAUCUGGCUGGACAUCAUGAAUGAGCGGCGGAAGACCGAAGGCGUGAGUCCCAUUCCCCAGGAGAUAUUUGAGUAUCUGAUGGACCGGCUAGAGAAGGAGUCCUACUUUGAGAGCCACAACAAAGGGGAUCCAAAUGCCUUGGUGGAUGAGGAUGCCGUCUGUUGCAUUUGCAACGAUGGGGAAUGUCAGAACAGUAAUGUCAUCCUCUUCUGCGACAUGUGCAACCUGGCUGUGCACCAGGAGUGCUACGGGGUGCCCUACAUCCCGGAGGGACAGUGGCUAUGCAGACGGUGCCUGCAGUCACCGUCACGAGCUGUGGACUGCGCCCUCUGCCCAAACAAGGGGGGGGCCUUCAAGCAGACGGAUGAUGGGCGCUGGGCACAUGUGGUCUGUGCCCUCUGGAUCCCAGAGGUGUGCUUUGCAAACACCGUCUUCCUGGAGCCCAUCGACAGCAUCGAGCACAUCCCGCCCGCGCGCUGGAAGCUGACCUGUUACAUUUGCAAGCAGCGCGGCUCUGGGGCUUGCAUCCAGUGCCACAAAGCCAACUGCUACACUGCCUUCCAUGUCACCUGCGCCCAGCAGGCCGGGCUCUACAUGAAGAUGGAGCCUGUCCGGGAGACGGGAGCCAAUGGUACCUCUUUCAGUGUGCGCAAAACUGCCUACUGUGACAUCCACACGCCGCCGGGCUCUGUGCGCAGGCUUCCUGCCCUCUCUCACAGUGAGGGGGAAGAGGAGGACGAGGAGGAGGAGGAGGAAGGGAAGGGCUGGAGCUCUGAGAAAGUCAAAAAAGCGAAGGCCAAGUCUAGGAUCAAGAUGAAGAAGGCACGGAAGAUCCUGGCGGAGAAACGAGCCGCAGCGCCUGUGGUUUCUGUGCCCUGCAUCCCUCCGCACAGGCUCAGUAAGAUUACAAACCGUUUAACCAUCCAGAGGAAGAGCCAGUUCAUGCAGAGGCUGCACAGCUACUGGACUCUGAAGAGGCAGUCCCGCAACGGUGUCCCUUUGCUCCGCCGCCUUCAGACACACUUGCAGUCACAAAGAAACUGUGACCAGAGAGAUACUGAGGAUAAGAACUGGGCCCUGAAGGAGCAGCUGAAGUCAUGGCAGCGCCUCCGCCAUGACCUAGAGCGUGCACGCUUGCUGGUGGAGCUGAUACGCAAGCGAGAGAAGCUCAAGAGAGAGACGAUCAAAGUGCAGCAGGUGGCACUGGAAAUGCAGCUGACCCCCUUCCUUAUCCUCCUCCGCAAGACGCUUGAGCAGCUGCAGGAGAAAGACACAGGCAACAUCUUCAGCGAGCCGGUCCCUCUGUCUGAGGUAACAGAAAUCUACGAAGUCCCAGACUACCUGGAUCACAUCAAGAAGCCGAUGGAUUUUCAGACAAUGAAACAAAACCUGGAAGCCUAUCGCUAUCUGAAUUUCGACGACUUUGAGGAGGAUUUCAACCUGAUUAUCAACAACUGUUUGAAAUACAAUGCCAAAGACACAAUCUUCUACCGGGCAGCCAUCCGUCUGCGGGAGCAGGGAGGCGCCGUUCUCCGGCAGGCUCGCCGGCAGGCGGAGAAGAUGGGCAUUGACUUUGAGACAGGCAUGCACUUCCCCCACUGUGUAACGGUGGAAGAGGCUCAGGUCCAAGACAUCGAGGACGAAGAUGUGCGGCUGCUGCUCUCGGAGAAUCAGAAGCACCUGCCUUUGGAGGAGCAGCUAAAGAUCCUGCUGGAGCGACUGGAUGAGGUCAGUGCUGGCAAGCAGAGCAUAGGACGGUCCCGCCGGGCCAAGAUGAUCAAGAAGGAGAUCACAGUCCUACGGCGGAAGCUCGCUCACCCGCGGGACCUGGGCCGAGAUGGGCUGGAGCGGCACAGCUCCUCUGCCAGGGGAGUCCUGCAGUCACACAACCCCUGCGAGAAGGACCUGCAGACAGACAGUGCUGCAGAAGAGAGCAGCAGCCAGGAGACUGGCAAAGGUCUGGGUCCCAAUUCUUCUUCCACCCCAGCACAUGAAGUUGGCAGGAGGACAUCAGUGCUCUUCUCCAAGAAGAACCCUAAAACUGCAGGCCCUCCAAAACGUCCAGGACGCCCCCCGAAGAAUCGAGACAGCCAGAUCGCUCCUGGGCAUGGGAACAGCCCCGUUGGGCCCCCGCAGCUCCCGAUAAUGGGGUCCUCACAGCGACAGAGGAAGCGAGGCCGAAGCCCACGCCCCAGCUCCAGCUCUGACAGUGACAGUGAUAAAUCCACUGAAGAUGCUCCCAUGGACCUGCCAGCCAACGGUUUUAGCAGCGGGAACCAGCCAGUGAAGAAGAGCUUCCUGGUGUACCGCAACGACUGCAAUCUUCCCCGGAGCAGCUCCGACUCGGAGUCCAGCAGCAGCAGCAGCAGCAGUGCUGCUUCAGACCGUACCAGCACAACGCCCUCCAAGCAGGGCAGAGGGAAACCCUCCUUCUCCCGAGUGAACUUCCCAGAGGACAGCAGCGAGGACACAUCCGGGACAGAGAAUGAGUCCUACUCCGUGGGCACAGGGCGAGGCGUGGGGCAUGGCAUGGUGCGCAAGGGCAUGGGGCGUGGCACGGGGUGGCUGUCUGAGGAUGAGGAUUCCUCCCUGGAUGCCCUGGACCUGGUGUGGGCCAAGUGCCGGGGGUAUCCCUCCUACCCAGCACUGAUCAUCGACCCCAAGAUGCCGCGGGAAGGCAUGUUCCACCAUGGUGUCCCCAUCCCCGUGCCCCCCUUGGAGGUGCUGAAGCUGGGGGAGCAGAUGACUCAGGAAGCACGCGAGCACCUCUACCUUGUCCUCUUCUUCGACAACAAGCGCACUUGGCAGUGGUUGCCCCGGACAAAGCUGGUGCCGCUGGGGGUGAACCAGGACCUGGACAAGGAGAAGAUGCUGGAGGGCCGCAAGUCCAACAUCCGCAAGUCGGUGCAGAUCGCCUACCACCGCGCCAUGCAGCACCGCAACAAGGUGCAGGGCGAGCAGAGCAGCGACUCCAGCGAGAGCGACUGAGCCGGCCCCCGCCGGCCCUCCCCCGCCGUAUCUCAGGGCAAACGGGGCUCGGGGACCCCCCCGUGCAGCUGGCCUGCACCCACCGGGCGAGGGGGGGACCGGGAGGGGGGGGGGGGGGCCGGCCCCUCGUGCCCCCCCUCGCUCUCCCAUCCCCGGUGCCCGCCCCUCCACCCCCCGCCCGCGGCUCCCCGGGAUGUUCCGGCCGCCGCCGCGGCCCGGGCAGUCCCCUCCGCCCCCCCCUCCCCCCCCCCCGUGCUGCC
Messenger RNA from Falco peregrinus (peregrine falcon), 4330 nucleotides. RefSeq names its product bromodomain and PHD finger containing 1 (gene BRPF1). Gene Ontology annotation, molecular function: protein binding. Lineage: Eukaryota; Metazoa; Chordata; Aves; Falconiformes; Falconidae. The record is from RefSeq and is a predicted model, not a curated record. Gene Ontology annotation, biological process: regulation of transcription by RNA polymerase II. Gene Ontology annotation, cellular component: MOZ/MORF histone acetyltransferase complex.